Molecule: messenger RNA, 529 nt
Organism: Podarcis muralis (Common wall lizard)
Lineage: Eukaryota; Metazoa; Chordata; Lepidosauria; Squamata; Lacertidae
Source: RefSeq, a predicted model, not a curated record
AUGCCUUGGAUUCCAGUGCUGCCCACUGUGGGGAACAAGCCUCCUCCUGAGAUGACGGUGUGGGAUGGAGAAUGUCUGAGUAAAACAGUUCGUGUACACCCUGUAAAGCAGGCCGAAUUCGAUAGUGUAGAUGGGUGGACAAAGGUACACAUCGUGGAUACAGAUUAUGAGACUUACCAUACCGUCCUCUUCAGAACAGUGCGUUCAGGCGAGCUACAGCUCUUUGGCAGGGAAAAGACUGUGUCAGAUGAAGUGAAAGAAAAAUUUAAAACUUUGGCCAAAGAUAUGCAACUUGAUCCAGAGGCAAUCUUCUAUGUAUCCGAAAAUGAGAUCUGUGCAUAAGAAGAUCCGAAAAAGAAAGCCAAACAUAACAUGGGAAAGAUGUCUGCAUGAGGAUGGGGAUGGAGCAAUCGUCCUGGAAUCUGCCACCUGCAAUGCAAAUACCAACUACCAUUGUGAACCAUUCCAUUUGGAAAGAAAACUUGAAUCAUUUGGAUCAGAAAUAUAUUCAUAAAUGGUAUUCUAAUCA